CCUCCGCGGGUCGGGCUCCCCUAUUUCCCCCGCUCUCGCUUCGUCUUUCUAUCUCUCGUCCCCCCCCCUGCGACCGACGACGGUCCCACUGUGAACCGAGCGAAGCAAGCAAGCCAGCCAGGCAGCCAGGUGCAAGAGCGAGCAAGGAGUGACGGCUGCCCGCCUAAACGCCCGCCCGCCCGACGUCCGUCCGUCCCCUCCGGUCUCCUUCAAAUGGGAGCGAGCCUCUUUUUUUCCGUCUCCCGGAGCCAGGACGAGAAUGUGAUUUAAAAAACAAGCGUUUUGGGGGGGGGAGUAAAAUGCCAAGGAGGAAGCAGGAGCAACCCAAGCGCCUGCCUUCACAUGUGGACAGCAAUGACGAAGGAGGGCCUGACGGCGGCACUGCGGAGAAGGAAGGCUGGUUCGGGAACGCUUCCGACACGCGCUCGGAGUCUUCAUCCUAUGGCGACACCCAGGAUGAGCUCUUCCUGCCGAGGGUCUCGUCCCCGGAUGCUAACCACGAGAGCCCGACAAGCUGUCCCACCCCCGUCCACCGCACCUCCUUGGAACUCUUGGGACUGGGCGGUGGUGCCUUCUCACCGCAGGACACCGUCUCGUCUGUGGUGUCAUCGCUGUAUGGUGAGGCAGCGUCACGUGCACUUGGCAAGCCCCUCAGCAGCAAUCUCCGUCGCCUCCUGGAGGCCGGGUCGCUGAAGCUAGAUGCGGGGGACAUCCUGGGGCGGGUGUCCCGUGGAAGCGAGUCCCCGCCAAUCGGGCUUGCUUCGCCCCUGACCCUCUCCCCAUCUUCGCACCAUGCUCAGCAGCUAAGUGCACUCGCUCGCAAGCUGGCUAACAACAACAGCGGCUCCGCCUCGCCAGCAUCGUUGGGGCCCUCGCUCGCCAACGUUAAACAAGAGCCGAUGGACCACUUCAACUCCCACAGCAAUGGCGGCGGGUUCGUAUGGGCGGGCGUCGCUGACAAAUGGCCGCCCACGGGCCGCUCCACACCCUGUGGGUCCAGCCUCUCUCCGGACUCUGCCAUCCAGAAGUUAAAAGCGGCGGCCAAUGCGGUGCUUCAAGACAAGAACUCUGUAUCCGUGGCCGCCGCUGCCACCACCUCCUCCACUACCGCCCCAUCCGUUGUGCCGCCCCUCGGAGGUGCAGGCGCCCGGGGUGAUGAUGUGGUGCGCUUCGAUGCCUUUAACUCUCCGUUCAGCCCCCAGUCCGCAAGCUCCACCUUGGCCGCGCUUUCCAAGAAAGUCAGCGAGCGGAGUCACGCUUCGUCAGUGCCUGGUGUUCCACCUGACCAUCAGAACUCUCCAACGUCCUUUCUGUCGCUCGUGUCUAUGACCUCGUCGGCCGCCUUGCUCAAAGAGGUGGCGGCCAGGGCAGCGGGGAACUUGCUCAACGAGAAGAAGGAGGGUUCCCCCCAGUCGGGCGGGGUCGGUGGCAUCCUCCAAGAGGAUGUCAAGCCCCUGCUGGACAAGAACCACAAGCCCCCCACGCCAUCGACACCCAGCCAGGGCCUGGACCUGCUGUUGCCCUCUACACCCAAAGGAAGAACAAAAACCAACAGCCAAGCAGGGUCACCGGAGGAUGGCGGCAAACCGUUCCAGUGUCCUGUGUGCGGCCUGGUCAUCAAGCGCAAGAGCUACUGGAAGAGACACAUGGUCAUCCACACGGGCUUGAAAAGCCACCAGUGUCCACUGUGUCCCUUCCGUUGUGCCCGCAAAGACAAUCUCAAAUCCCACAUGAAGGUACAUCAGCACCAAGACCGGGGCGAGACCUUCCAGUGUGAACUCUGCCCCUUCACUUCCUCCCGUCACUUCAGCCUGAAGCUUCACAUGCGCUGCCACCAGCACUUUCCCCGUACCGAUGUCAAGGUGAAAGAGGAGCUCACCACUGACACUGAAGGCGAGGGCUCCCUGAUGGGCGACUCCAGCGGUACCGCCGAUCCGAGGGGGGCGGAGGUGUCCCCGCUGCAUCCGGACGCCCGCUUGCAGUCUUCCCCGCCGGGCGAGGCUUCCUCCAAUCACGUCCACAUCAAAGAGGAGCCCCUGGAGCGGGACCUAUCUGUGCUGUCCCCGUUUAGCGUCACCAGGGAGCGGCCCAAGAGUAGUGCCAAUUCCUUGGACCUGCCUGGCAUCGUCGGGGUACGCUCCAGCCCCAGUGGUCCGACCACGGCCUCGCUCUUCAGCCCAGACAUCACGACCAAGACGGCCACUGACCUGCUUAUGAAGCUAUCAGCUGCCAACCAGAGGGAGGCAUUGAAGUCGCCCUUCCACCUGAAGGAAGAACCCAAAACAGAGGAAGCCUUAAGUCCUAGACCGGCCUCCCAGUGUCAUACCCAGUCGAGCUUCCCAGGGACAUUCUGCCAGGAUGGGAUGACUGUGUCUGUGGCAGCAGCUACUGAACACCCAGGGUCCCUUAAACCGAGGGAAGGGAGCCCCUCAGCUGCAAACAGCUUACUGAGCCAAGACAUCAACAUGAAAGUGGCCUCAGAGUUGCUGAUCAAGCUUUCAGAGAGCAACAAAGACGGCCACUUCCAGAAGGUGAAGGUAAAAGCGGAGCCCAUGGAGGUGGACCCGGCCCCCGCAGAAGUCUCGCCACCCGUUCCCCCACCUGCUCCUCCUCCUCCUCCUCACCUGCUGGCUUUCGGCACUUUAGGGGCGCGUGAGAAGACCGAGCCGGCUAUGGAGCCCCUGGCGUGCCCUCAGAAGGACCUCUUCUCCCAGGACAUCUCGGUCAAAAUGGCCUCCGAGCUCCUCUUCAAAUUGUCAGAAAAAGUGAGCAAAGCCAACAACCACAAGGACGGCAACAUGGUGGGGGUCAACAGUCCGUACUUGGACGAGUGCUUUCGACAAUCACCCUUCAACUCCCGCUCCAAAAGCUCCUCCCCCGCAGAGGCCAGCUCCUCCACCCGGGCACCGUUACACGACUCGGAGAAGGACGAAUGCAAAUUGGGCAACGGGAUCUCCCAGUGGAGGCUCAACGAACAGCUCUUCCCGUGUCCCGUUUGCGGGAAAGUCUUCGGGAGGCAACAGACGCUAUCGCGACACCUGGCCCUACACACAGAGGAGAGGAAGUACAAGUGCCACCUGUGCCCUUACGCCGCCAAGUGCAGGGCCAACCUCAAUCAGCACCUGACCAUCCACUCCGUUAAGCUGGUCAACACUAACGCCGAGCAGAUCGUCAGUGCCGUCGCCGCCGCCACCGACGCCACCGAGCGCAAGAACUGCGCUUACUACUACAGCUGCCACGUUUGCGGCUUCCAGACGGAGCUCAACGCCCAGUUCGUGGGCCACAUGUCGCUCCAUGUGGACAAGGAGCAGUGGAUGUUCUCGCUCUGCUGCAGCGUCUGCGACUUCGUGUGCAUGGAGGAGGGCGCCAUGAAGAGCCACAUAAGCACCGGACACGCGGGCCUGAACUCGAGGAGUCCCCUGAGCGAGACCAAGAGCACGUCGUCGUCCAUGUCGGCGCUCAGCGACUCGCUCAACAGCUCGGAGGGCGGCGACCUCACGCACCCCGGCGGCGAAGAACUCAAGAGUCUGCUGGCCCCGCCCUCCUCGGCCGGCAGCCAGUCCAGCUCCGGGAGCCGCUCGGGCUCGGGCACGGAGGAUAAAUCCGAGAAAGGCUUCGAGUGCGUGUUCUGCACGUUCGUGUGCAAGACGCGCAGCAUGUACGAGCGCCACGUGCAGAUCCACCUGAUCACGCGCAUGUUCGAGUGCGACGUGUGCCACAAGUUCCUGAAGACGCCAGAGCAGCUGCUGGAGCACAAGAAGUGUCACAGCAUCCCCGCCGGAGGACUCAAGUGCCCCUUCUGCAUCUACUCCAGCAGUCGUCCGGCGGCCAUGGAGUGCCACCUGAAGACGCACCUCCAGACGGAGCACCGCUGCCGCAUCUGCCAGGGACUGUGGCCCGACCGCCCCUCCCUGGAGGCCCACGCACGCGCCCACCGCCUGGGCAACCACUACCGCUGCGAGCGCUGCGGCUACCUGUCCAAGACGGCCAACAAGCUCAUCGAGCACGUGCGCGUGCACACGGGAGAGCGGCCGUUCCACUGCGACCGCUGCCCGUACCGCUGCAAGCGCAAGGACAACCUCAACCUGCACAAGAGGCUCAAGCACGCGCUGCCCACCCCCCGGACCUCCCGGGCGGAGGCGGCAGAGGAGGGAGACGGCGGGCCGGGCCAGGGGGCGCAGGGUGGACUCGGCGCUCUUCCCGCGUCCCGUGCGCUGCGCUCCGUCGCCUUGACCCGCACCCUGGGCGGCGGCCCCCGGCUGGCUCACCCCUCCAGCCGGCCCCCGUCGGGCCGCGACGGUGACGCGGACCCGUACAGGAGCGGCCAGCGGGCGCACCUGAUCCCCCUCACCACCUUGUUCACCCACAGUUUCACAUUCCACCCCCUGCCCCGCCUCCCGGCCGCUGCCCGCUCUGCCGCCCCCUCUCCCGCCUCCCACAAACACUCCUUCCUGGCCUACCUCGGACUCAGGGAGCGGGCCGAAACUGUUUGACUUUUUUUUUUUUUUUUUGCCUUCUUUUACCCCAAUCAGACAACCACAAACAUUUUUAAGAGCUGUACAUGCUAAUGAAAAA
Messenger RNA from Syngnathoides biaculeatus (alligator pipefish), 4575 nucleotides. It is a transcript of the gene znf827, whose product is annotated as zinc finger protein 827. The coding region runs from base 300 to 4493 and encodes 1397 amino acids. The transcript is spliced from 14 exons. Lineage: Eukaryota; Metazoa; Chordata; Actinopteri; Syngnathiformes; Syngnathidae. The record is from RefSeq and is a predicted model, not a curated record. Gene Ontology annotation, cellular component: nucleus. Gene Ontology annotation, biological process: regulation of gene expression.